Ixodes scapularis (black-legged tick) is the source of this 455-nucleotide messenger RNA. RefSeq lists its product as uncharacterized. The record is from RefSeq and is a predicted model, not a curated record. NCBI's taxonomy places the organism in Eukaryota, Metazoa, Arthropoda, Arachnida, Ixodida, Ixodidae.
AUGACUAGUGUUCGGACGUGCUCAAUCCUCCUUCUGUGCCACGGUGACGGCACUGCCGACAAAGUCCUCGUGGUAUGCCUCAUACACAAAGAGGGCCAGAAUGACGUGAACACACAGCACGCUGAUGAUGGUUGCUCCAAUGGAACUGCCCGUGACAGACAUGUCGAACCAAUGGCCCAUUGUCCACUGGGCCACAAAGAAGGCCGAGAUGGGCACAGUCACCAUCAGCACCGUGUAGAAGAGAAGAGUCUUCAGGGGACUGCCCCUAGACAAGCGGUUAAGCAUGGCGGCCCUCAGACCAUGGCCCCACAACGUUCUUCCAGGAAAAUCACGUGCACUAAUAGCAAUGGCAUAGCCAUCCACGGGCGUUUGCACGAGUCCAGACAGCAAGGAAAGGAAACGCUUGCCCAACAGUAUCGGCGAGCGCAGUGGUGACGCCGAGGUAACCAUGACAU